GCGUGGCGAGUUGCAUUGAACGUCGAAGGGCACGCCAAGCCCGGCCUGUAUCAAGAGUUGCAAAAUUCGGACAACGAGUGGAUCCACUUGAUUGAGAUCGACGUGCCACGAACAUUUCCAGAGAAUCCGGCUUUUGACGAAGCACAGCAGCGGUGCCUCUUGCGCAUCCUCAAGGCUUAUGCCAACCUCUGUGCCGAUGUCGGCUACUGCCAGGGCAUGAACUUCGUGGCGGGGUUGCUUUUCCUGGUGGCGCAAGGCGGCGAAUUCUCGGAGCCGACGCCGGAGACGGAAGAAGAGACGUUUUGGAUGUUCUUCUGCUUGAUGGAGUUUGGCCAGCUGAACGGGUUUUAUCGUCGCAGCUUCCCCCUGCUGAAGCGGUACCUUUGGGCAUUUGACGAGCUGAUUGCCAUUGCCCUCCCAGAGUUGCAAGAGCAUUUCAGGAAGGAGAACCUGCAGCACUCCGUCUAUCUGCACCAGUGGUUCUUGACCCUCUUUGUGAGCAGCCUACCGCUACCCGUGGUUCUGGUGCUUUGGGACGCUAUCGUCUGUGGAGGUCUCCCGGAGAUCUUGCCGAUAUCCAUCGCCGUGCUGCAGUUGCUACAGCAGACGCUUCUCACGAUGAAGUUUGAAGACAUUGCAAGCUUCUUCAAAAUGCUCAAGAGCCGUGAGCAUGAAGAUUGUGACUUUGAGAGCAUCGGCCGCAUUGCUGCUAUCAGCAGCGCUCAUUUCUGCAUCCCAAAGCACGUCGCGGAGGUCCUGCGUAGGCCCAUCCCACUGACCUCCGACCACCUGAUGGAGCGCUCUCCGCAGUCGCCCACGAAGCGCAUGUUGGACUCCGACGAAGACAUGACGACAACAGCCAACACGACUACAGUCAAUUCGCCGUGCAGCACAG
Molecule: messenger RNA, 895 nt
Organism: Symbiodinium pilosum
Lineage: Eukaryota; Dinophyceae; Suessiales; Symbiodiniaceae
Source: the annotation of a GenBank genome assembly